This is a messenger RNA of Dendrobium catenatum, 1492 nucleotides long. RefSeq lists its product as uncharacterized. The record is from RefSeq and is a predicted model, not a curated record. Gene Ontology annotation, molecular function: tRNA binding. The transcript is spliced from 5 exons. NCBI's taxonomy places the organism in Eukaryota, Viridiplantae, Streptophyta, Magnoliopsida, Asparagales, Orchidaceae. Bases 1 to 1227 code for a protein of 408 amino acids.
AUGGCGUACAGCGGAGCAGGAGGAGCUCAGUCUCUGCGUUGGGCAAAAGGGAAGAAGGGUUUUGAGUUUAGGGUUUCUACUUCGUCGAGAGAAAAUGGGAAAGAGAGAUCUAAAAGUGGCUGUUUUGGCUGCAAGGAGGAUUCAACUCUGAGCCACAUUUAUGUAAAGUUUAAAGAUGGUGGUGAUGAUUGGUUGGCUGCGGUAAAUGGUGGUGAUCGACAGUGGCAGGAGGUGACGAUCGAUAAUGAUGGUGGUGCCCGACGAGUGGCGGUGAGUAGUAGUCGGAGGCAGGUUAAGGCGGUUAGUGGUGGUGACCGGAGGCAGGUGAGGCGCAAAACGGUGGACCCUGCGUCGUGCGAGUGCCAAUCGACUGUUGGUGGGCUUCGUCGGGUGCAAACUUCUACCGAUAAGGUCCGCGCCGGGAAAGGUAAGCCAAUGAUGGCGGCAGCGGCGGCGGCGAAGGGUGGUGCCGUUCUCCUCCCUGCCUCGGUCUUAUCUGUUGGCUUACGACUUUUCCCCUCUUGUCGUUCCAAUAUUAUUUCUCUCGUCACCGGUAGCAAGACUAGCCUCCACCGCCGCAUUUCCAUAUUUACUUCCGGUCGUUCCUGCCACUCAUUGUCGCCGGCCGCGGUUACGGGAGAAGCAUCUUCCACAACUGUGGUGGUAGAAUCCACCGAUGAAGCUCCGAAGCUUGCGCAUGAUGACCCCGUGAAGGAAGCGGCUGACGUGCUUGACAUCCGCGUGGGUCGAAUCCUUAGGGCGUGGAGGCAUCCUGAAGCUGAUUCUCUCUACGUUGAGGAGGUGGACGUGGGAGAGACUGAGCCUCGCACUAUAUGUAGCGGCCUUGUUAACUACGUUCCCCUUGAUCAUCUUCAGGACAUUAGAGUAGUUGUUCUGGCAAAUCUCAAACCCAGGAACAUGCGUGGCAUUAAGUCAAAUGGAAUGUUAAUGGCUGCUUCUGAUGCACCUCAUGUGACAGUAGAGCUCCUUUUACCACCUGAAGAUUCUGUUCCUGGUGAAAGAAUUUGGUUUGGUUCUGAAGAGGACAAAGACAAACAACCUGAUGCUGCUACACCUAAUCAGGUUCAAAAGAAAAAGAUAUGGGAAUUGGUCCAACCUCAUCUCAAAACUACAGAUGAAUGUGUGGCUGUUUUAGGAGUUCAUCCCAUGAGGACUUCAGCUGGGUUGAUUACUUGCAGAUCUCUGAAGAAUGCAAACAUUUCCUGAUUGGAUUGCCCUCAUCCAAUUCUGUUUCAUUUCUUUCAAAGCCUUGCAGUCCUGAUUAAAAUGCUUUUAUACUGCAAUGUAAGUAACAGAUGACGAUGAUUAUUAUUAUUAUUUUUUAUGAAUUGGGUAAAGUUUUUUAUCUUGGUCAAUCAUUAAGUGUUUAAUGGUGGCUGUGAAUUACUCAAUUGAAUUUUUAAAUCUACUUUAUGUGCCAAUUCUGCUGUAAACAUCCCUGUUGUAAAUUAAUUUAUUAUAUUGUCUGAUA